UCGACCCGGCCCGCGUCUCGGCUCUCGGAAGCGCAGCGGCCGCAGCUAGGGGCCCGAGAUAGCCUAGUUGAAAGGCUCGGGCGUCUCGGUGGGGAGCGCGUUCCGCGCUGUGGGGUAAUCGCGCCGGGCGGCCAGCCGGUCGGGCCUCCGCGGGAGCCACCGGGGGCUGCGGGCGGCCGCAGGACCUGCGGGGACCUCCUCGGGGCGCAGAGGCCACGCUGCAGCCUUCACCGCGGCAGGGUUGUGGGGAGCGGCGUCCCCGCCUUUCCCGGGAGGCUCAGCCAGGUGCUUGGAGCGGGAGAGUCGGAUUCAGAUUCCUGCUUUACCUGGAGUAGCAACGUGCCCUGUUGCCGUUGUACCCUCUUAAAUACUGUACUUCUUAAACGGCCUAUCUCCCGUGCUGUUACAGAUAUUCUGGUGAAUAAACACAGAAUGAGCAUGGCUUUCCUUUGCUGAUAAGUCACUGAUGGGAAAUGAGACUUGUUAAACUUGAAAGUGAAUGGACCUGAGUGGACCCUUUGAGCACAUCAGUAAACAUGAGCGGUACCAAACCUGAUAUUUUGUGGGCACCACACCAGGUUGAUAGAUUUGUUGUGUGUGACUCAGAACUAAGUCUUUAUCAUGUGGAAUCUACUGUGAAUUCAGAACUCAAAGCUGGAUCUUUACGUUUAUCUGAAGACUCUGCAGCUACAUUACUGUCAAUAAAUUCAGAUACACCGUAUAUGAAAUGUGUUGCCUGGUAUCUCAAUUAUGAUCCUGAAUGUCUGCUGGCAGUUGGACAAGCAAAUGGUCGAGUUGUACUUACAAGUCUUGGUCAAGAUCAUAACUCAAAGUUCAAAGAUUUGAUAGGAAAAGAGUUUGUUCCAAAACAUGCACGACAAUGUAAUACCCUUGCCUGGAAUCCACUGGAUAGUAACUGGCUAGCUGCUGGUUUAGAUAAGCACAGAGCUGACUUUUCAGUGCUAAUAUGGGAUAUCUGCAGCAAAUAUACUCCUGAUAUAGUUCCCAUGGAAAAAGUGAAACUUUCAGCAGGUGAAACUGAAACAACAUUAUUAGUAACAAAACCACUUUAUGAGUUAGGACAGAAUGACGCUUGUCUCUCUCUUUGUUGGCUUCCACGAGACCAGAAACUUCUCCUUGCUGGUAUGCAUCGUAACCUAGCUAUAUUUGAUCUUCGGAAUACAAGCCAAAAGAUGUUUGUAAAUACAAAAGCUGUUCAGGGUGUGACGGUAGACCCAUAUUUCCACGAUCGUGUUGCUUCCUUCUAUGAAGGUCAGGUUGCAAUAUGGGAUCUUAGAAAAUUUGAGAAGCCAGUUUUGACACUGACUGAGCAACCAAAACCCUUAACAAAAGUAGCAUGGUGUCCAACUAGGACUGGUCUACUUGCCACUUUAACAAGGGAUAGUAAUAUUAUUAGAUUGUAUGAUAUGCAGCAUACACCCACUCCCAUUGGGGAUGAAACUGAACCCACAAUAAUUGAAAGAAGUGUGCAGCCUUGUGACAAUUACAUUGCUUCCUUUGCAUGGCAUCCAACAAGUCAAAAUCGAAUGAUAGUUGUAACUCCCAACCGAACAAUGUCUGACUUCACUGUGUUUGAAAGGAUAUCUCUUGCCUGGAGCCCAAUUACAUCUUUAAUGUGGGCUUGUGGUCGUCAUUUAUAUGAAUGUACGGAAGAAGAAAAUGAUAAUUCUUUAGAAAAAGAUAUAGCAACAAAGAUGCGCCUUCGGGCUUUAUCGAGGUAUGGACUUGAUACAGAGCAGGUGUGGAGGAACCACAUUUUAGCUGGAAAUGAAGAUCCACAGCUUAAGUCACUCUGGUAUACUCUGCACUUUAUGAAGCAAUACACAGAAGAUAUGGAUCAGAAAUCUCCAGGCAACAAAGGAUCGUUGGUUUAUGCAGGAAUUAAAUCAAUUGUAAAGUCAUCGUUGGGAAUGGUGGAAAGCAGCAGACAUAAUUGGAGUGGAUUGGAUAAGCAAAGUGAUAUUCAAAAUUUAAAUGAAGAGAGAAUCUUAGCUUUACAGCUUUGUGGGUGGAUAAAGAAAGGAACGGAUGUAGACGUGGGGCCAUUUUUGAACUCCCUUGUACAAGAAGGGGAAUGGGAGAGAGCUGCUGCUGUGGCAUUGUUCAACUUGGAUAUUCGCCGAGCAAUCCAAAUCCUGAAUGAAGGGGCGUCUUCCGAAAAAGGAGAUCUGAAUCUCAAUGUGGUGGCAAUGGCUUUAUCGGGUUAUACGGAUGAGAAGAACUCCCUUUGGAGAGAAAUGUGUAGCACACUGCGAUUACAGCUAAACAACCCAUAUUUGUGUGUCAUGUUUGCAUUUCUGACAAGUGAAACAGGAUCUUAUGAUGGAGUUUUGUAUGAAAACAAAGUUGCAGUACGUGACAGAGUUGCAUUUGCUUGUAAAUUCCUUAGUGAUACUCAGUUAAAUAGAUACAUCGAAAAGUUGACCAAUGAAAUGAAAGAGGCUGGAAAUUUGGAAGGAAUUUUGCUUACAGGCCUUACUAAAGAUGGAGUGGACUUAAUGGAGAGUUAUGUUGAUAGAACUGGAGAUGUUCAAACAGCAAGUUACUGCAUGUUACAGGGUUCACCUUUAGAUGUUCUUAAGGAUGAAAGGGUUCAGUACUGGAUUGAGAAUUAUAGAAAUUUAUUAGAUGCCUGGAGAUUUUGGCAUAAACGAGCUGAAUUUGAUAUUCACAGGAGUAAGUUGGAUCCCAGUUCCAAGCCUUUAGCACAAGUUUUUGUGAGUUGCAAUUUCUGUGGCAAGUCAAUCUCCUACAGCUGUUCAACUGUGCCUCAUCAGGGCAGAGGUUUUAGUCAGUAUGGUGUGAGUGGCUCACCAACAAAAUCUAAAGUCACAAGUUGUCCUGGCUGUCGAAAACCCCUUCCUCGAUGUGCGCUUUGUCUCAUUAAUAUGGGAACACCAGUUUCUAGCUGUCCUGGAGGAACCAAAUCAGAUGAAAAAGUGGACUUGAGCAAGGACAAAAAAUUAGCCCAAUUUAACAACUGGUUUACAUGGUGUCAUAAUUGCAGGCAUGGUGGACAUGCUGGACAUAUGCUUAGUUGGUUCAGGGACCAUGCAGAGUGCCCUGUGUCUGCAUGCACGUGUAAAUGUAUGCAGUUGGAUACAACAGGGAAUCUGGUACCUGCAGAGGCUGUCCAGCCAUAAAAAUGUUAUCACCUUAAGAGAAACCUUCAAGUGUGGAGCUUUCUAAUAGGUGUCCUUCAUAGCUCAGAAACAUACCUCAGAACAAGUCAUUCAUGACUUACCUGUAAUGGGAAAAUAAAUCAUUCUAUCAGAUCAGUAAUUUUGAUGUUUGAGUGAUUUUGAUGUGCUUCACAGAGACAAAUGCUGCUGAAAUAAACAUCACAGUAUAGACAUGAGUUCUGUUCAGCAGGUUGAAAAGUCUACUUUAGAAAAACUUUCUAAGUUUUGGUUGAAAUUAUGAACACUCUACAAGCAAAAUUUCUGGAAUAGCCAAGAACAGAUUUUGAGCCUAUAUCUUCAAAGCUGAAAUUGGAUAUCUUUCAAUAAAAUAUGUGCACUUUUAAAAUAAAA
Molecule: messenger RNA, 3554 nt
Organism: Piliocolobus tephrosceles (Ugandan red Colobus)
Lineage: Eukaryota; Metazoa; Chordata; Mammalia; Primates; Cercopithecidae
Gene: MIOS
Product: meiosis regulator for oocyte development
Exons: 12
Coding region: 537-3164 (875 amino acids)
Biological process (GO): positive regulation of TORC1 signaling; cellular response to amino acid starvation
Cellular component (GO): cytoplasm
Molecular function (GO): protein binding
Source: RefSeq, a predicted model, not a curated record